UUUUCAAGAUGAGAACAAGUUGAUUCAAAGAUAAUCAUUCUGUUAAUCGCAAUUCAAAUCAAUCCGAUGAAUUAUACAAAUUGAAACUUGGUGAAAAUCGGUUAUGUUUGCAUUCUAGAUGAAAUCAUGACAUUUAUCAUCUCAAGCAGAAAUUAGAACAAUUUUUUUCCACCAUGAACCAAGUUGUUGAUGUUUACUUUUUCUCUUUUUUAAUUUGGUUAUUUUUUCUCAAUUAUUCUAUUGUUGAUUAAUUAUCGUUAAGAAUCUGUUCUUUUGUUUAUUUCGUUAUUUCUUGGUUCUUUUCUAUCUCUUUUUCUUCUCUCCUUGUUUCAUGUAAUUCAUCUUAUUUGGUAUCUUUUCUGCCCCUUUUUCUGCUGUUCUUUUUUGGUUUACUUUUUGGUUAGAAUCUGGUUUUUUUUCGUUGUGGCCAAUGGCUGAUCCAAAGGAGUUACUUCUUGGUGGAUUAGCUGCAUGUGGAGCUGGUUUGGUAACUAAUCCAUUGGAAGUUAUUAAAACUCGUAUCCAAUUACAAGGUGAAUUACGUUCUCGGGGACAAUACACUAAACAUUAUAAGAAUGUUUUCCAUGCUUUUUAUGUGAUCGGUAAAACAGAAGGUGUUUUGGCCUUACAAAAAGGUUUGGUUCCUGCUCUUUGGUAUCAAUUCUUUAUGAAUGGUGUUCGUCUUGGUGUUUUCCAAUCUAUUGAUAAUCUUGGGCUUACUCGUAAUUCUAAAGGUGAACUCGUUUUUGGGUUAACUGUUAUCUCCGGUGCUUUAUCUGGAGCAACUGGAGCUGCUCUUGGAUCUCCCUUCUAUUUAAUUAAAACCCAGCUUCAAGCUCAAGCUAAUUCAUCAAUUGCUGUAGGCCAUCAGCAUUCACACCAGUCUUUUACCGAUGCUUUUAUUAAAACUUUUAAAAAUCAAGGAAUUACUGGUCUAUGGAGAGGUUCGUCUGCCCAAAUGUUACGUGUUACUAUUGGUUCAUCUGCACAAUUAACAACUUUCACCAAUGCACGAGUCAUUUUCGAUAAAUAUUCACCUUUUCCAAGUGAAUCAAUUCUAAACACCAUUUCUUCCGCUAUCUUUUCCGGAACAGCGGUUGUUUGCAUGAUGACACCUUUUGACGUUGUGUCAACUCGCAUGUAUAAUCAACCUGUUGACAAAAUAACCAGAAAAGGUCUUCUUUAUACCGGAAUAUCUGAUUGUUUUCGUAAAAUAAUGCAAACCGAAGGACCACUUGGAUUCUACAAAGGAGUCUCAGCCUCUUACCUAAGAGUUGGCCCUCACACCAUAUUGACCUUUCUUUUUUGGAGACAAAUAAGAAAGUACUUUGUCACUGACAAUAAGGACAAAACUGUGAUUUCAACUAAAUAAUUUAAUUGCCGUUUUUUUAUUAUUCGCAACAAAAACAUAAUUCGCCACAAUUUGUCUUACAAUUCUAACCAAUUUUAGCUUUUCUAGUCUCAUUUUUUUGCUAAUAUUUUUGUGUCAAUUCAAUAGCCAAUUACAAUUACAAAGACUAUUAAUUGUUCACAAAAAGAGUAACUAAUCAACGAAAUUUUUUGUUCCCUGUGACUCCUUCACACUCUAGAUAAAUACAAAGUUUUAACUAACUAAUUUUUGUUAAUAGUUAUUUUAUGUACAUUAAUCAAUUCAAAUUACCAAUUGUAUCUAUUACGUUGAGAUUAAUCAAAUUACGAUAACUUUGAUUUGUAUCACUUUAAAUUGUCCGCUACCAAUGAUUAACCAAAGACAAUUAUUUUGAUACAAAAUCAUUACAAAAGCAAUAAAACCUAAGCAAGACCAUUAAAAUUGAGAUUAAAAUCAACUGGUAAUUAACUAA
Panonychus citri (citrus red mite) is the source of this 1841-nucleotide messenger RNA. Its product is annotated as solute carrier family 25 member 35-like. Lineage: Eukaryota; Metazoa; Arthropoda; Arachnida; Trombidiformes; Tetranychidae. The record is from RefSeq and is a predicted model, not a curated record. Bases 431 to 1372 code for a protein of 313 amino acids. The transcript has a single exon.